Molecule: messenger RNA, 624 nt
Organism: Myotis myotis
Lineage: Eukaryota; Metazoa; Chordata; Mammalia; Chiroptera; Vespertilionidae
Product: erythroid transcription factor-like
Exons: 3
Coding region: 1-624 (207 amino acids)
Biological process (GO): negative regulation of transcription by RNA polymerase II; cell fate commitment; positive regulation of transcription by RNA polymerase II
Molecular function (GO): zinc ion binding; DNA-binding transcription factor activity, RNA polymerase II-specific; RNA polymerase II cis-regulatory region sequence-specific DNA binding
Source: RefSeq, a predicted model, not a curated record
AUGUGUACCAGGCACAGCGAAAGUCCGGCAGAGCGAAAGUCCGGCAGAGCGAAAGCCGCUCCACAGUGCCACCUGUGCAAUGCCGGUGGUCAGACGAUGACUAGGCAGAACAAGCCCCAAAGGCGCCCGAAGGUCAGCAAGCGUGCAGGUGCCCAGUGCACCAACUGCCAGACAACCAUCACGGCAGUGUGGCGGCUGAAUGCCAAUAGAGACCCCGUGUGCAAUGCCUGCGGCCUUUAUUACAAGCGACACCAGGUGAACCGACCACGGACCGUGCAGAAGGGUGGUAUAAAGUCUAGAAAACCCAGGCCAUCACAGAAAGAAAAGAAGCCAGUGUCGAGUCUCGGAGGCACAGGACCAGCUGAUGCACCGGCUGGUGGCUUCAUGGUGGUGGCUGGGAGCAGCGAUGGUGGGAAUUGUGGGGAAGUGGCCUCAGGCUUGAGAUUGGGCCCACCUGGUACUGCCCAUCUCUACCAAGGCCUGGGCCCCGAGGUGCUGUCCGGGACUGUCAGCCACCUCAUGCCUUUCCCCGGGCCCCUGUUGGGUUCACCCACAGGCUCCUUCCCCACAGGCCCCAUGCCUCCCACCACCACCAGCACUGUGGAGGCGCCACUCAGCCCAUGA